This is a messenger RNA of Triticum aestivum (bread wheat), 2762 nucleotides long. RefSeq names its product MLO-like protein 14. Gene Ontology annotation, cellular component: membrane. The transcript has 15 exons. Gene Ontology annotation, biological process: defense response. Bases 686 to 2524 code for a protein of 612 amino acids. The record is from RefSeq and is a predicted model, not a curated record. Lineage: Eukaryota; Viridiplantae; Streptophyta; Magnoliopsida; Poales; Poaceae.
CAUCUCAUUUGUUUAGUUUAACUCCAAUGAGCAGCUAAUGAUUCAUUCCACCCCACCACAAGCCAGAUGAGAUGAGAAGAAGAUUAGCACACUAGGUGACAGUUGAGAUCCCCCUUCCAAUCUCCUGGCGCUGCUCGCCAGCUUCUUCCACUGAUCCAUCUCUUCUUCUUCUUCUUCUUCUUCUUCGGCAUCUCGUUGCUGUCAGCUAUCCGGCGCCGCUGGUUCGAUUCAAACCGCCGCCGUCAGUCAUCUCCUCGCCGAGCUCGCCCGCCAGGGAAACCCACUCCAGGAGGGCCUCCCUGCCCUGCUCUUCUCCGGGCAUUGCGUAUCGUGCCUCGGCGUCUGGCCUUCUUCUCAAACCCCCCCGGCGGCGCCAGCUCCGUCGGCGCACCGCCUGCCUACAUACAGCCGGCCAAAUCCAUUCCACCUCCGCGGGAGAAAGAGCCCAGUUCUCUUCCACCUCCUCCGCCUUCGAGAUCCCUACCCCGUUCCCGGUACAAUGGUGGCGCUGUGCGCCACCUAGCCGUCUCGCCCGCCGCCGGCCGGCAAACGGAAAGGGCGCCUCUUCAGCCCCAGUUCCCUUCUUGAUUCUUCUGCCGCUGCAAUGCGCCCGUCUGCUCGUCUCCCUUGAGUGCUGCUGCUGCUCUGGUUGCUCUCGUGAGGGGCGGAAUAAAGAGGGGGCAAGAUGGCCGGGGGCGGCGAGGGCUCCGGCGCGGCGGGCGGGACGGGGGAGAUGCGGUCGCUGGCGCUGACGCCCACCUGGUCCGUCGCCACCGUGCUCACGCUCCUCGUCGCCGCCUCGCUCAUCGUCGAGCGCUCCAUCCACCGCCUCAGCAAUUGGCUGAAGAAGACUCACCGGAACCCGCUCCACAAGGCAAUGGAGAAGAUGAAAGAAGAAAUGAUGCUGCUCGGCUUCAUAUCCCUGCUUUUGGCGGCGACGUCAAGGAUGAUCUCCGGCAUCUGCAUCGACUCCAAGUACUACAACAGCAGGUUCUCCCCGUGCACCAAAGAGGAGGUGGAGGAGACAUUCAGCGCCGAGCACGCCCUGUCUUCUCGCAAGCGCAGCCACAUAAUCGCUGCCAUCCUGCACCGUUCUCUCAGGAGGAACCUCAAGGCGCAGUCCCAUCAGGUGGAGAGCUGCCACGAGGGCUUCGAGUCGUUCGUUUCGCAUGAGGGUCUCGAGCAGCUCCACCGCUUCAUUUUUGUCAUGGCGGUAACCCAUGUUACCUAUAGUUGCUUGACGAUGCUGCUAGCUAUACUCAAGGUCCAUACAUGGAGAAAAUGGGAAGAUGAAGCAUUUAGAGAUAACCACGAAUCUUUUUCCCAGAUUGCGUAUGCAUCAGCAACUAGAAGGCAACCACCAGCACUUACCAAAUCCUCUUCAUUCAGAUUUUGGAGUCAAAAUAAUGCGGUCAUGUGGGUGUUUUGCUUCCUUGCACAAUUUGGUCAAUCUGUUGUUCGAGCUGACUACCUUAUCCUUCGCAAGGGUUUCAUAAUGAAUCAUAAUCUUGCACCAACAUACGACUUCCACACUUACAUGAUACGUUCAAUGGAAGAGGAGUUUGAGAAGAUUGUUGGAGUGAGCGGAGUACUGUGGGGCUUCGUUGUUGCUUUCAUGCUGUUUAAUGUUGAUGGAUCUAACCUGUACUUUUGGAUAGCCAUCCUCCCUGUUGCUCUUGUUCUUCUAGUCGGUGCGAAACUGCAGCAUAUAAUAGCGAUUUUAACAUCAGAGGGUGCAAAGCUGACCGCAUUUGGGCCAAGGAUAAAGCCACGCGAUGAUCUCUUUUGGUUCAAGAAACCAAAAUUUCUCCUGUGGUUGAUUCAUUUUGUUCUCUUCCAGAAUGCAUUCGAGCUGGCCUCCUUCUUCUGGUUCUGGUGGCAAUUUGGUUAUGAGUCAUGCUUCAUAAAAAACCACCUCCUGGUUUACUGCCGCCUUGUAUUGGGGUUUGCCGGACAGUUUCUCUGCAGUUACAGUACGUUGCCUGUUUAUGCGCUUGUCACGCAGAUGGGAUCAAAGUACAAGGCUGCCCUGAUCCCCAACAGGAUCAGAGAAACCAUGCACGGGUGGGGCAAGGACACAAGGAAGAAGAGGAAGAAGCGACGCGGCGACGAUUCCACCAUUCGUACGGAGACCAGCACCGUGUGCUCCCUCGACUACGAGGACGAAGACGACGACGGCCAUGGCCAUUCCGAUGAUGCCACGACACCCAGGUUGCCGCCAUACCUGAAGAUCGAGCUACGGCCAAUGCGGGGCGGCGGUGGCAUUCCUACACCAGGCAUGCCGAGCCACCAGCUUCCGACCGGCGGCAGCAACUGGACCACCGGCGGCAGCUCCCAGCACGCUCUGCUCCAGCGACAGGGCUCGGCCUCAGCCUCCGCACCGUCGUCACCGCCACCGAGCAGCCAUGGCCGCGGCGUCGUAAGGUCGGCGUCGAUGCCGGGGAUCGCUGCCGUGGCAACGAUAGCCUCGACGAUAGGCCUUAGCACCCCGCCAACUCGGCUCAGCGGUGAUGCCCAUGCAUAGGAGGACACUGGACUUAUUUUGUGUUACUGUAGGAUGAUGAUGGCUGAUGACGACUGAGGGGAGAUAAUGAUAGGAUCAUAUCAUAGAUGAGAGAAAGAUAUACUACUUCAUUUUGUGGUCAUAUAAGAAAAGAUGGUGUAUAGUGUUACAUACAUGGUCAUAUAUACUAGUGCUUGUCAUCAGAACUUAGAGACGACGGUUUGGUUUAAAGGAAUUUCAAAGGAAUUUAUAGAGGAAA